GCUUUCAAAAUGUUUCAUAACUGUAUUAUGGUUUUUUUUUCUUUUUUAAAUUUUUUUGUGUUUGAUGAUAUAAUUUUGUGAAAUUUUUUUGCAUUUACAAAAAUAUUUACUUCCUGUGAAAUAAAGUUUUUGAAUAUUUUUGCACUUUGUUAGUCACUGAUCUCUAUACAAAAAAAGUUCAACAGGGAUUCUAACAGACAUGACCACCCGCUCACUAUACGUUCCCUCUCAUCUUUCCUCAGUUGAACUGGUCUGACUGAAGUUAUGAGUGACCCUGGUGUGAGUUUGUUGGCCGCUGUUUCAGGAUGUUCAAUUAUUAACUUCCCACACAUACAGUCGAACACAUUACAUUAGAAAGGACCUAAUAGAGGGAAAUUUUACUGCAGCUCUAUUUUGCCUUUUAAAAUGUUCUCAUAUUCAAAUUGGUUGGAGUAAAACAUUUUCCGUUCUUGCAUCCCACCCACUCACUCCCACCAUAUGGUACUGUAAUCUCAUCAUUUCUCUUUACCUCCACCGGUCACUUAAAUCAGAGCUGGGAGGCAGAAAUUAUCCGCAGAGAGAUUCAUAUAAUACAUCCUAAAGUUUGAACAAAUCCACUUACAACUUUUCUUCUGAUUAUAAAAGUGGAGCUGGAGGCUGCUGAUUAGUUCUUUACUUUUAGAGGGGAAGUGUGUUUCAUCAAACUGGCAGACUGUACGCUGAUGUAUAUGAAGCCUGACUAUGGACAGAGGGCGUUUGAGACGGUCCUCAUCACAGCAGCUUAUUACAGCAGACAUGGCUGUGAGACAUGCUUCACUUUCCACAGACACAGAGGGACACUUCUCUCCUUCAGAUUGUGCUGUUUUAAAAAUUAACUCCCUAUUAAUUACACACCGGCCUGCAGUGAAUGUGAAUAUGACAGAUAAUUACAGUUUUCACUCCUACCAGGUCUGAUCCAACAUGAUGGACUGCUUCGUACUGUACAGCCCCAUCUGUUAAACUCACUGGAAGGGAUUUCGUUCCUUGUAGUCUACUUCCCCCCAGAGUUUACAGACCUGAACUACAGCUUGUGUUUUAAAUUUGAGGAUGAAAAGUCAAAAAAGUUUUCAUGCAAAUGUAGCGGACUAUAACAAGCACAAUUUAAAACAAUCAAAAAUUUACUAGCAUUUGGAGGUGAGAUGUGCAUAUCUUUGUCAAGUUAUGACUAUUUUAUUACUAUCUGCUAUCUAUGAAUAAAAUAUUAUCUACUUACAGACAAAAUAAGAACAUUUCAAAAAUAUAUAACAUUUCUAAAAAUUGCAAAAAUUAAUUGGUGUAACAACAAGUUUAAAGACAUGCAAAAAUUCAUAUUGUUAAAUAGCAAGUGUAUUUCAGAUGCAAAAAUAAAUUUAUUUAUUUUAAAAAACCUCAAAAAUUUUAAGGAACACAUUUAGUUUCCAAACAAUAUUUCACAAAAUAUACUUUUAGCAAUUUACAGAAUUCAAACAUUUUUCAAAAAUUUUUAAUAUUUUUUUAUGAUGGAUUAAGUAAAACUUAUUGCAUGAAUAUUUCAUGAAAGAAAGUGUGUAAUGAAAGGGAUUUCUGCAUUUCAACAACUUUUUUGUUUCAUUUUUGUGUCUUGAUACUUCACCAGAUAAUUAGAGCAACACAAAAAAUAUAUGUAUAAUUCUAAAAUUAAAGAUUAAGAGAGAAAAAAGAAUAAAGUCAUUCAGAAAUCAAAUUGAAAAUUGCAUUUAGAACAGCAUUAUGCUGCUAAUUGUUGACUCGAUUUCAAUAUUGUUAUUAUUAUUGUAGAACAACUUUAUUUUUGUGAGAAAACAACUUCGUUUUUUUUCUAAUCUUUAAAAAGGCAUUUUCUUCCCGUCUGUCUUUUUUUUUCAUAAAUCCUUGAUAUAUUCUAUGUUCAGUGUAACUUUAGGUUAUGUGAAAUAGUUUUACACUUUUAUUUCACAGUUGUUGUUGUUGUUGUUUUUUGGUUCAUUUACUUGUUUUGUGUAACUGUUUCAAUUGUCAACCAGUUACAGUUUUUCAGUGGCCAGUGUCAAUACAGAUGAACGGUGCAUGUUCAGUUUGAAUUCUUCUAAACGUUCAGUGAACGAAUCACUCAUUAAGCCCAAUUUACUGAGCAGACCUGAUAAAUGGCAUACAAUAGGACAGUACACUUAAAACAUCAUGACUUUUGCCAAAGCAACACAGCCAAACACUCUUGUCUCCCAGUCCUAGAAACUAUGAAUUGAACUGAAUCCUGAGCCAUUCGGCUGUGUAUCAAUUCAGGAGUUUGGAGACUCAGGCCUCUCCCGGCAAGCGUUAAGUAAUUUGGUGAUUUGGUAAACGAAUCUUUUGAACGAAUCUUUUUAGUAAACUGAUUCUAGUGAUUCAGUAUAUCUAAAAUAACUGUCAUGCCCAUCAGUAGUGCUCGCUAAAGUCGCGAAAUGAAUUUUGACCCUCGUGAGUUUCUGUUCUACGUAGCUCUGUGUUGACGUGUGGCUCGAUAGGGAGCUGCUGUCUGUUUAGCGUGCUAGCAGACCAGCUGUUCUGAUCGGUUUUGUUCAAUAAAACAGACUUUAAUUAAAAAAUCUUACUCACUUAAACGAUGGCGGCGGAUUGGGAGGAAAUCAGACGGCUCGCUGCUGACUUCCAGAGAGCUCAGUUUGCUGAUACAGUGCAGAGGUAACUGAACGCUUUAAGCAGCUGUUAGCAGCUAAGCUAAUGCGAACUAGCGUUUCAACUUUCAACCAGAUAGAAUAACAAUGAAAGUAAAACGGUGAUGUUUCUGUAUUUGUCCGCAGGCUUUCAGAGAGGAACUGCAUUGAAAUAAUUUCUAAACUAGUCCAAGAGAAGAAGCUAGAUGUGGUCCACACUACGGACGGGAAAGAGUAUAUCACUCCGGCUCAGAUCAGCAGAGAGAUCCGAGAUGAGCUCUACGUCCACGGAGGUCAGUUUAACUUUAAAUAAACCAUCCUAAACAUGCUGAGAAAGACCCUUUUCUUCUAUGCAGGUUAAACUUAGAUUUAACACGUGUUCUGCUGCUCUGUUUAACAGGAAGAAUCAACAUCGUGGACCUCCAGCAGGUGCGUGAAAGUGGACUGAAAUUGACAUAUCAGAUGGAGUUUAUUGCUGUUUUAGAGCAGAAGAUAAAAGUGUCCAGGGUUUCCAAAAAGGACAGUUUUCUUCUUCUUUCUGGUUUUGUUUUCCUCUGUGCAUGGUUCAGUUAUAAUCUACUUUUGUAAAUGCAGAAACCUGUUCACAGAUAAUGGAUUUUUGACGUGAUUUUGAUCCAGUGCAGUGAUUUCUACUACAGAGUCAUGUCUGUUUUUAAAGCAGUGCUCCUUGAGGACCUGAAGAUCAGGGCCAUCCAGUAUCUGCCCUGGUCCUUGUCCCUUUGGAACAGAGUGUUCUUUUAGAUACUCUGAGUCUUUUCAUGAUAUUAUGUUAUGUUUAUAGGGCUGGGCGAUAAAACGAUAACCAUAUAUAUUGAAAAUUCAUUUCCCUCAGUAUCAAUAUCAAACAUGAUCAAUAUGCUUUUUGAUCGUCAGCAUUCUGCCAUGUUUUGGUAGACUAUAUGAGGAGUUGCUCCUGGUCCACUUCACGCUGAACUAAUCAUGUGUUGAAUUAAAACCAUGUAGCAAACAACUGUGUAGUUCAGGCUGCAGUUACACGCAACCGUAGCACUUUAACACAUGAAGCAACCGGCAGAAAUGCAGAUGAAGACUCAACAGAUGACGACAUUGUCAACAACACUGGCACAAAAACCUCGGUGGUGUGGAGGUGUUUUAGUUUUUUGAGGUCAGACAUAAAGCAGAGUAAAGUGCACUGCAAAUUAUGUCGAGAACAUGUUCUCGGAAAGUCAGGGAAUACCUCAAAUCUUUUUCACCACCUGAAGCAGUGCCACGCGGCAGAUGGGAAAGUUUACAAACCCUGAGCGGAGUAAGGAGCCCAUGGCGCCUGUGCAGCCAAAACUUACCAUUUCUCUUGCGCUAUACCUUACAACAAAACAUCAAAGAGACACAAAGACCGCACAGAUGCAGUAGCUUAUUGUUUUGCAAAAGACGUUCGAUCAAUAAGCACUGUUAAAUUUCAUUUUUAUAUUGUGAUAUAUAUCGAUAUCAACUGAUAUGAACCAAAUAUAUUGUGAUAAUCUUUUUCCCAUAUCGCCAAGCCCUAACUGUAGAUGAUAAAGUCCUCAAAGGGCUGAAACACAUUCCCUACCCCAAAUUUCAGAGGAGUGUAUAUCACAUGAAUCAAUUGAAAUUUUCAUUAUUUUAAAAGGGAAUUUUCAAUUAAAGAUAUGAGUGAAUCAUUAUUGAUCUUUUCUCUCCCUUUCAGAUUAUCAAUGUGGAUUGGGUCCAUGUUGAAAGUAGAGCAAAUGACAUCGCAAAAUCUGAUAAAGGAGUUCAACUUGUGCUCGGACAACUUAUUGACGAGUGAGUAUGUUGACUUUUCACAGCACAGAUAAACCCUCAAUGCAAACUGUGAUUCUUCCCUUAACAUUUGUUCUGUAUGUUCAAUACAAAUGUUUAUGUUAGUUUAAGUUAUUGAAUAGAGAUUUGAAAACAAAAGGUUCAAUUAAAAGUUUAAAAUGAAAAGAUACAUUUAAAUUCAUGCUGGGUUAAUUUCUUGGUGGUUUUGUAUUGUGUGUAGCACAUACUUGGACCGUUUGGCUGAGGAGGUCAAUGACAAGCUGCAGGAGGCCGGACUGAUCACCAUUUCUGAACUGUGUAAAAACUACGACCUCCCUGGAGAUUUCUUAACAGAGGUGAGACCCGCCUCACUCUAUCGUCUGCUCCAGCAUGUGUUUAUCACAGAAAAACUCACAUAAGCUCUGUCAGAUUUGCGUAGAAAAAUGAUAUAUAUGUAUAUUUUUGCUGUUAUUGUUGAUAAAAAUGUCACAUUUGCCUGUGUAUGUCAGGAGCUGUCAAAGCGCCUCGGGAAGCUCAUCCAGGGAGAGAUGGACCAGUACAACAGGGGGGUCAUAUUCACGCCCGCUUUUGUCGCUCGUCACAAAGCCAGAAUACGAGGGCUUUUCAGCGGGAUCACAAGGUUAGCAGCGUUAAAAUAUUCACAGACCUGAGCUCUAAAGAUUUUCUCUCAAGCACGGCCAAAGUAAUCAGGGGAAGUAGUCGAAUAUAUUUGCAUUCUGUUCUUCAUUGUUAAAUAGAGUCUCUAAUAACACAUUGAUUAGAUAUUACAGAGUGUUGGUACAGGAAGCCUGCACAACCAAAAUAUUUACUGCCAAUGAUAAUAAACUUUUAAACAGUGUGUUAUGAUUCAGUUUCAUGAAUAUCUAGUGUCCUAUAAGGAAAUACUUUUAAGUGAAACUUGUGCUGUUUUGUUGCUGACAAGUGUUUUCUUAAAAUGCAGCUUUUUGUUGCAAUCGCCUGAUGUUUACCUUGCUGACUAAAUCAUCUGUUCUGCAUCCACCCCCUCCUGAGCAUUUGUGAUUAUAGAAGCUCAGAUAUGUUUGUUUAGUUAACAAGGGUGGGUCAACUCCAGCUUAGUCAAGAGAGAGAUUCAGCUGAGAUUACAAAACAGCUCCUCUUAGACGCCCAGUCAUUUAGAAAUCACGCUGUGUUACAAUUUAGAUGUAACGCUCUUCUGUUUUUGCCCUUUUUUUUUUUUUUUUUUUUUCAUUUUGCAGACCGACACCCGUCAGCAGCAUGAUUGGAGUGUUUGGAUUUCAGGAGCAUCUUCUAUACUGUAAGAAAACAUGUUUGUUGUCUGAUUAGUUUUUUUUUGUUUGUGUCUUAACUGUCUCAAAACAUCCAAAUGUGAUGUAGAUUUUAGGUCCAGAAACCAAGAAGAUUACAGUGUUUGAAUAAAUGUUCUUUAUAAUUAAUCGCUAUUUUAGCCGUCCUGGAGGAGCUGGUGAACACCGGACGCCUCAAAGGAAGCGUUGUUGGAGGUCGUCAGGACAAAGCCGUUUACAUCCCUGAUAUUUACGCCAGAACUCAGAACACCUGGGUGGACUCCUUCCUCCAGCAGAACGGAUAUUUAGGUAUGGAUUCAAAAUUUUUGAAUGGUUUUAUAUUGUUGUGUUAGAUUUUGAUGGUUUUCAAAUUAUGUAAAGCCAACAUUUAAUCAAGAAUAGUACUAAGACGAUGUAUUCAAACUGACAGAUUGUAACAUUUUAAGAAAAGCAAUCUGCACGUUUAAAAUCAAUGUUCAUGUUCAAAAAUCUCUUCUUUUUGCAAAUUUAAGAGAAAUCUUAAAAACUGACUUACAUGUGAUGUGUAUUUGUGGGGAAAUAUGGUCCCUGGAAUAGUCGGUAGACAAUCAUAAUCAUUCAGCUGUUUCACUGGUGUUAAAAAUGCAGACUAGAGAUGGAGAAAAUCAACAAUAUCGUAGAAUUGCAGUUUAAAUCAAAUCGGCAUCCAAAAAAUAGUAGAAGAAUCGGAUCAGGAGAAAAGCGUAUCAUCCCAGCCCUAUCAUCUAAAGUUCAUUAUAUCAUGAAAGAUUCAGAGAAUCUGAAGAAAUCUCUGUAAAAAAAAAAAGGGCAAGGACCAAAACUAAGGAAGCACUGCAUUAAAAACAGACAUGACUCUGUAGUGGAAAUCACUACAUGAGCUCAAACUGUCAUCCAAAAAAAGAUAAAGGGUAGUUGAUAAAUGAGAAUAAAUGAUUGAGAAAUUUCAGGGUUUUUUUUAGGUUUAUCUUCAUACUGUGCGUGUGUUGACGUCUGAAUGUGCUCCUCCUGCAGAGUUCGAUGCGUUGGUCAGACUCGGGAUCCCUGACCCUCCCACAUACAUCAAGAAACGCUUCAAAUCCAACAAGCUGCUGUUCCUCAGAGCCGCAUGUGUGGGUAAGACUCUAGUGGACCAGGUGGAGGCAUCUGUGGAGGAAGCGGUCAACUCCUCCACAUGGACCGAUAUACAGGUACACAUCACUCUGUGCUGCUAAACCACCUGAACUACCAUUUUAUAUCGGAAUACUUCUGUUUUUCACUGUUACCCUCUUCUUAUUUCAGCCGAUUCUGCCCAGCUGCCUGACAGACGAGGAUGUGGGGAUGCUGAUUAGCCAAGCUAUGAGAAACACCAACGUUCAUUCCUCAGCCAGAAUAUUAGGAGGGACUGUGGUGGUCAGCGAGAAGUUCAUCAGUAACUGUCUGACUCUGUUUGAUGAAGCCAUGCAGCAGAAAGCUCAGAAGGUACAGCCUCCUUUAUAAAGUCAGAUGUCAUGUUUAAAUGAGGGGUGUAAAACUUGGAAGCUCAGUCUUUGUUUUUCUGUUCUGAUGCUCUCAGGAGGUGAAGAACAAUCCAGUUUUUCUGAUAUCUGAAAACGACGUAAAGCAAGCGUCCGCGCUGACGGAGAGCUCGGCCCUGUCGAAAAAGGAGAAGAGGGAAGCUGAGCGAAGGAAAAAGGCUACAGGUUGGUUUGUCUGUUCGACUCAAUUCAAAAACUCUCAAACUUUGCCACAUUUUUUACCCAAGUUUACAGACUUACAUUUUAAUCUUACGAAUCUGUAAACCGUUUGUCUCUCAGAGGGCAGCGGCAGCGUGAAAGCAGGCGGAGGAGGAAACGCCAGAGAGAUCCGCAUCCGCAAGACCAAGAAGAAAGGGAGGAAAGAGGAGGACAGCGACGACGAAACCGGACCCUCACAGCAAAGUAAAGUCAGGACCUCAGAGCGUUUUAAUCCUCAGAGGGACCCGCUGCCUCUGCAUGCACAUUAACUCUGCUCAGUGAGGUGUUUUACUGUAACAAGUGUAUAAUGGCUGGUUGGAUAGAAAUCUCUCCCCCGGGUCGUUAAACCUUUUUAAAAAACUGUAGCAUCCCUGCGAGACUAAUUAGCUUCUGUUUUACCUUUGCCAAGAUCGGAGCAAACAGACGGAGGCCCCCUUUAUGGCCCAGGAGGAAAUCGUAGCAGUUUUAGAGGAGAGAGUGAGCGACUGCCCCGAAGAAAUCCUCUCUGAGCUGGCGGAGCAUUUAGUCAGGUAAUACACUCGUUCCUCUCAGAGAGUUCCUCUGCAAACACUCAGAGAGCAGAAAGUUUAUCCUCCGACUCUUUGUCACCAUUCAGGCCUCUGAAUAAAGCUUAUCAGGAGGUGCUGCGGACCGUGUUCAUGUCCUCCUCCAGCUCUCCGUCAGGGGCGAACAAGAAGAAGAGCAUGAAGGAUCUUCAGGAGGAGAUCACCAACCUGUACAACAACAUCCGCCUCUUUGAAAAGGGAACCAAAUUCUUCUCCGGUAAGUGCUUUUCCAUCCUCAGGAGGGCAGAAGUCACUGAUUUAAGAGAAUUUACUCACGAGAGAUUUAUUGCAUCAUUUUUGAACUGAAGUACAAAUUUAACAUUUUGAGCUCAAAAUAACCAGCAGACCGGUUGUUUUGGGGAUUGUUUCAGCCAGGCAGCAACCGAGCAUCUCCCAGAUUCAGCUCUUUUGAAAUUCUAUCAACAACCUUUUUUAAAAUGAACUCACUCAGACUAUGAUGAUUAUUUUUAUUUCUAUUACUAUUAUGAUAAUUAAUAUUAUUAUAUAAUAUUAUGAUAUAUAUUUAAAUCAUUAGUGUAGGAGAAGUGGUGGGACUAGAUAAGUCUCAACUCCUCCCACUCCUUUUUGAACAUGGAUAACUUUUUGUCAGUUGUUGUUGUAUUUUUUACUUUUUUUAUUAUCAUUAUUUUUAUGUGUUCAAAAUAAACCUUUAAUCAAUCAAAAGACUUAGUACAGACUGUGAAAAUGUUUAAAAAUCACGUCACUGGAGAUGCUUGUUAAUGCAACUGCAGGAGAAGUAAAUGUCUAAACCAGCAGAUGGCAGCAGUGCUCAGUUAUCAGUAAACCAGGUGACUAAAGGCUGCAGAAAUACAAACCUUUGUCAUGAAGCAGCAAUCCACACUCACACCAAUUUUGCUCACAAUACAAUUUCCUAAUAAAGCUACCUCCAGUUUUUCACUAACUGUCGGCCCACCUUAAAGGGAUAUUCCGGCGUUAAAUUAAGUUAGGGUCAAACACACUGUAACAACGAGUUAGACUUCCCCUCUAGAGAUGAAUGUUGCUGACUGCUUGUUUCUCUAGUUAUACCAACUUUAGCAACGACCGCAUGAUAGCAAAACACAGCUGUCUAUGGAUCCACAUGCACACUUCAACCAAAAAGCCACUCUAUAGCCACAAAUAAUGCUCAAAACAGCACCUAACUUCGUCAACAGCACAUAUAAGGUCCCAGCAACAGCACUAGCCACCAAACAUCUUUUUAAUUUUGCCUGAUUUCUUCAGCAAAGAGACGAAACACAACUCACCUACUCUCUUCCAGCAGCUGCUUGUUUGUAGCGAGACCUUGGGCAUGUCCGUCACCAACUGAAGCGGGGUGACGCAGCUCAAGGAAGAACAUUUAUGAUCAUCACUUGAUCAUGUCCUCGGAGAAAUAAUCACCAUAUCGAUCAUUUUGCACUGCAGAUGUGGUAGUUCUUCUGCCUUAGCGUCUCAAUCUGAUUUUCCAUUCAGAGUGUGUUUGACCCUAACUUAAUUUUACACCGGAAUAUCCCUUUAAGUAAAUUUGAGUCGAAAGAAGCUGCAGUUAUCUAGUUUCCGCUGCAUGGUACAGUUACAACCUACAUUUACGGAUGCAGUGAUUUGCUGUUCAAGGUCAUUUUGAGACAUGAAAAUGAGUCUGUUUUAAAUUAAAGACCUCACAGUGUAUCUUAAAAUGAUCAUAAAUGACACCAGAAUACUGUGUAUCCUUGCAGAUGAGACUCAGGUCCACAUUUCCAAACACAUCCUCAAGACCCUGUGCACCGAUGUCACCAACAUCCUGGUGAACUUCUUGGCUGCCGACCUGAUGAUGUCUGCGGAGAACCCCAGCAGCAUCACCACUGAGGUGAGAGAAAAAAUAAAAGCUCCUUUUCCGCCUCUGUCUCCUCAGGCGAGCAGAGAUCACUCCAAAUCAAGUUAGGGUUAAUUAGGACUGGCUGUGUGAAAGGCUCUGUGGGAGUUGUUAGAGCGUGGACUUCAUCCCGGAUGUCUCUGAUGUGUCGCCUCAGGUCAGAGUGAAGAUUCUGAGCAAACUGUCGGAGGAGACCAAAGGACCUCUCAUGAAGCUGCACAACAGUCUGAACGGCAAAGUGAGUGCGUUUCCUGUUAGUUGCAUCAUCUGCCGGUUGUCGUGGUGACACAGUGAAGGAUACCGGUUCACUUUUCAUUCCUGACAGGCCAUCGAGGACUUCCUGACCAACAUCGAGAGCUGUGCGGAAGUUUGUGGAUUCAUGCUGAAGAAGGGAGACAAGAAAAGGGAGAGGUACCGACAGCUCUGAGUCUAAAUCCUUUCAUUGUGCGAUUGUAGUUAUGAUCUCACUUCCUCAUGCUCCUUAACUUUGUUUCACGUUGAUCUGAGCUGCUCGUACUGUAAAUGUAAAUGUUCUUUAUUUAUACAGCCCUUUACAACAACCCUUUUGGUGAACCCAAGUGCUUAACAAUACAUAGUAAAAAUGAAUAAAUAAAAACAAUAAAAAACAAUAAGAAAGGAAUAAGAUACAAUGCAAUAAAAUUAAGUGUCACCACACUACUGUGUAUUAAAAGCCAGCACAAAUAAAUACGUUUUCAAUCGGGAUUUAAAAACGCCAAGGUCGGAAACAAUGCUGCGUUCGAGUUACCUCGGAAGUCAGAAGUCCAAGCUGAAAAUGACGUCACACCUAAGUUACCAGCGUUUCAGUUACCAAGUUGGAAAAAAGCAAACUCAGAGGCGGAAACAGGAAUUGGAAAUGACAUCACACCCGAGUUAGCAGCGUUUCAGUAACCAAGUCGGAAAAUAGUAAAACCGGAGGCGGAAACAAGAUGGCUACAUCUACGAAAGGGGAUGCUAAAAUAACGUAAAAUAACUAAAAUAACAAGCGCUAAAGUAACUUUCGUAGAUGUAGCCAUCUUGUUUUCACCUCCAAAUUUUCUUUUUUUCAACUUUGUAACUGAAAUGCUGCAAACUCAGGUGUGAUGUCAUUUCAAACUCCAACAUCUGACUGCGAGGUAAGUCAAACGCAGCGCUAGUUCAACAAUUUCAGAAUAAUGAAACAAGAAACAUUAUGUUACAUUAUGUGCUUUGUCCUUGUUAUAUUCGAACUAGGCAAGCGCUAAAAUAACUUUCGCAGAUGUAGCCAUCUCGUCUCCACCUCCAAAUUUGUUUUUUUCCGACUUGUUAACUGAAAUGCUGCUAACUUGGGUGUGACGUCAUUUUCAGCUCCAACAUCUGACUUCGGCGGUAACUCGAACGCAGCAUAAAUCCUUUCAAUGUGUGAUUGUAGUUGUGAUCUCAGCUGGAGCUACCACUCCCUCAUGCUCCCAAACUUUGUUUUAUGUGAUCUGAGCUGCUCAUAAUGAGGGUAAAAGUGAGGGUUGUUUGAGGAGACGGGCCACGCCCACGCUCUGCUGUGUAAAGAAAGAGAGGGAAGGUUCGGCACCUACGUUUAUUUCUGACAAGUUUUAAUGCAUGUGAUUGUGUGUUCUUCAGACAGGCCCUGUUCGUGCACCGUCACGCUCUCACUGAGCAGCUGAAGGAGACGGAAGAUCCCGCUCUGGUUCUCCACCUGACCAGCGUGCUGCUGUUUCAGGCCAGCACCAACUGCAUGCUGCACGCUCCGGGACGCUGUGUACCCCAGAUCAUCGGUACCCUCACAGGCCGAAUACCCACGGUAUGCACUGUAGAAACACAUUUCAAGCUUUAUCCUGCUGCAGAUGAGUCAUAACCAACCGAAGUCAGCAGAAAAGGAUGUGAAAGGAUGUGCCGACACUGUACAGAAAUAGAAUCAGAACUCUCACAUCUUGAUGGUUAAUGAUGACACUAAGAAAACCACCUUAAAUAGCUCCAUAAUCCCAGCUCACCCAGUAAAAACAGAGGUGAGUAUUCGUGCUUGAGUGUGGUCUAAAUGUAUCAGCAAAUGUUGGUAACACACUGCCUCACCACGGGAUUGUUUACAUCUACUGUUCAGACACUGCAGCUGUGUGUUGUCUCCAUCUGCCGUCUGCAGUCCUCACAGUCAGAGAGUGUUUGUUUGGUGAGUUAAACGCCUGAAAUGUGUGUGUCGUGUGUGUGUGUGUUUUUUGUCGCAGGAGCAGCAGCAGCUGCUGUCUGCCUAUCAGAGCCUGGUGGUGAAGCAGCUGGUGAGCCAGAGUCAGAGCAAGAAGCAGGAGGAGGCCGGAGAAGAGGCGAACAAAGAAGAGGAGCAGGAUGAAGAGGGAAGGAGCGUCCGCACGCAGCUCAUAAACCUGAUGCCACAAGUGAAAGACCUGGUCCUGUCUCAGAAGAAGCUGUCCGUCACAGAGGAGUGAAGACAACAAUACAAGAAGAACGAAUGUCUGAACCGUCACGUGAUUGGUUUUUAAAGGUCUUAAAUGUUCAGAUGAAUUAUAUUAACUCUGACAGAUCAGAAGUUAAUACUGUAUUUUUGUGGUUGAUCCAUGUGGACGUAAUUCUAAAUUAUUGAAGUUAAAUCCCUGUGUGGGAUGUCUCCCUGUAAACCUAAUUAACAUGAAAGUCCUCAAUGAGGCUCAGAUUUUUCAUGCAUUCAUUAAAGCCCUCCUCUUAUUCAGCU
This is a messenger RNA of Xyrichtys novacula (pearly razorfish), 12484 nucleotides long. The record is from the annotation of a GenBank genome assembly. NCBI's taxonomy places the organism in Eukaryota, Metazoa, Chordata, Actinopteri, Labriformes, Labridae.